AUAUGUAAUAAUAAACAUAUAUCUGUGGCUGUUUUCUCUCUUUCUCGGUUGUUUCGGUAGUUUUUAAAAAUAAACAUUGAGGUAGGACCCGGCCUGGUUCAUCAAUCAAUUUGCUGAAAGUGAAAAAAAGCCGACAAGAGCUAGAAGAGGAUAAAAAUAUGAAUAUGUAAAAAAAGUGAAGAAGUUGUAUUUCAGCGAGUUGUUGUUAUUUAUACGUGAAUGAAAAUCGGUUGGUUAUUUCAAAAUUGGUGUUUUUCUUUUAAAUGUAAUUUUCAUUUCUACUGCGGUUUGUGCGUGUAUGCAAGAGAAAUUAUUUUUUAAUAAAUCAUAAAAUGGCUCCAAUUGCAAAGAAUUCGCAUGUAAAUGCGAAAAAAUCGCUCAUUAAUUUCAUAAAAUCAUGUUACAAAGAGUAUGUGAAUGUGAAUUAUGCAAAAUCGCUGUUAUUUGAUCCAUCAAAAUUGCCCAUUGUAUCGAUUGGCAUUUUAAUCGUCGAAUUUAUGCUAAACAUAUUCAUAGUGCAGCGUGUCAAUUAUACGGAAAUCGAUUGGAUUGCAUACAUGCAAGAAUGUGAGGGAUUUUUAAAUGGAACGACAAAUUAUUCACUUUUGAAAGGUGAUACGGGACCGCUAGUGUAUCCGGCUGGAUUUGUUUACAUCUACACAUUCUUAUACUACAUCACCGGCCAUGGCAAAAAUAUUCGUUUGGCUCAAUACUGUUUUAUUUGCAUUUAUUUAUUACAAAUGCAUUUGGUGCUAAAGAUUUAUUCGAAAAGUCGCAAAGUGCCGCCGUAUGUGUUGAUCUUCAGUGCAUUCACAUCGCAUCGCAUUCAUUCGAUUUAUGUACUUCGUCUGUUCAAUGAUCCAAUUGCAAUACUGCUACUGUACGCUGCAUUGAAUUUCUAUUUAAAUGGAAAUUGGACGAUGGGCAGUAUAUUUUUAAGUUUGGGUGUUUCGGUAAAAAUGAAUAUUCUAUUAUUUGCACCGGCCAUUUUACUGUUUUACAUUGUCAAUUUGGGCUAUGUGAAUACAAUCAAACAAUUGAGCAUAUGUGCUGUAAUUCAACUCGUUCUUGGUGCACCAUUUUUAUUGACACAUCCUAUCGAAUAUAUAAAAGGCAGUUUUGAUUUUGGUCGCAUUUUUCAACAUAAAUGGACCGUCAAUUAUCGUUUCCUCCCAAUCGAAACAUUCGAGCAUAAAUAUUUUCACAUCACAUUAUUGGCCGUACACAUAAUGUUACUGCUCGUUUUUCUAGUGCCUUCCUAUAAAUACUUCCAGAAUUAUUGCCGUUUGAGAACGUUACAAGCACAACUGCAACCACAAAUCGACGUUAAAAAUCGCGAAAAUGAUGUAAAUGGCACGGCGACCACAAAAAAAUCAACUAAAAAACGAAAAACAAAAGAUAAUGAAGACAACAAACAAAGCGAAGAAGAAAUUACAAUCAACCAGAAGAUAUUUUUAAAUUCAUUCGAACAAAUGCUGAGGAAAUCAAGUGGUGCACCAGUACCACCAACUGCCACAGACAACGAUGCCAAGAUGCAAAAAUAUGACAUCCAUUUCGAUCGUGCCGUUCAAUUGGCCAUUUUACCAAUAUUUUUGGCCAAUUUUAUCGGCAUUGUCUGUGCACGAAGCCUACAUUAUCAAUUUUAUGUAUGGUAUUUUCAUAGUUUACCGUAUCUAUCGUGGUUCACCGAUUUUAAUGUCAUGUUGAAAUUAUUACUGCUCGGUCUUAUUGAGUUCGCAUGGAAUACAUAUCCAAGCACCGUUCUAUCGAGCAGUUUAUUACAUCUUAGUCAUUUGAUUCUAUUGUAUGGCAUCGGAUCGAAAUUACUACGCAUCGAUCAGGAUUCAAAACGAGUUAAAAUUCAAUAGAAUUCAAUAUGUCUGUAUUGAGAUAGGUGAAGACGAUGCAAAAAUAGAUAAACAAAAUUCAAUACAAGAAAUAUAUUAGAUAUGAAAGACAAUUUUUUUGAUGAUAAAAUUUAAAGCGUAACUUGUUUUUACCAAAAUGUGUGAAAUAAUAAAUAGAAUUAAAGAAGAUUGAGUCGCACAGCACGACAAAAACUGAAAACAAUGAACUCGACAAGACUGUUUAUGUAUAUUGGAAUAACACGAAUUAAUUAAUUUGUUAAUAGAUUCCAACCAGUCACCGCAGAUACUAAUCUGCAUUUGUUUCUCUAAUAUAUUCUAAUCUUCUUUUUUCCUGUAAUUAAUUUUUGUUUUAACAAUUUAAAAAAGAAAACGAUUAAAGUGAAAAAAGUUUGUUAAAAAAAUAUA
Messenger RNA from Contarinia nasturtii (swede midge), 2273 nucleotides. It is a transcript of the gene Alg3, whose product is annotated as lethal(2)neighbour of tid protein 2. Gene Ontology annotation, cellular component: endoplasmic reticulum. The transcript is spliced from 2 exons. Lineage: Eukaryota; Metazoa; Arthropoda; Insecta; Diptera; Cecidomyiidae. The record is from RefSeq and is a predicted model, not a curated record. Gene Ontology annotation, molecular function: dol-P-Man:Man(5)GlcNAc(2)-PP-Dol alpha-1,3-mannosyltransferase activity. The coding region runs from base 333 to 1868 and encodes 511 amino acids.